Mycetomoellerius zeteki is the source of this 1849-nucleotide messenger RNA. RefSeq names its product UNC93-like protein MFSD11. The record is from RefSeq and is a predicted model, not a curated record. Bases 4 to 1584 code for a protein of 526 amino acids. The transcript has 2 exons. NCBI's taxonomy places the organism in Eukaryota, Metazoa, Arthropoda, Insecta, Hymenoptera, Formicidae.
GUGAUGUUGUGGCUUGCAGUCGCGCGGUUUCCCCUUUUCCCAUGUGGCGAUCUGUCAACAGUAUCGGAGUCGUCGACGAGUAGACUGCUUCGAGACUGCUUCGAGACUGCUUCGACCGCGCGCGAAACGCGGAUCACUCUCGUGCCGUACGCGCGACAGAUACAUACACGAAAAUACUGUGAGGAUCGAUCCGCGGCUGUAAUCAUGGAUCGAGCCUUUUUAAACGUGAUGAUCCUCAGCUGGGGAUUCAUGCUGGUCUUCACGGCGUUUCAAACGAUGGGCAAUAUAGAGAAAACUGUCUUGAACAGCAUCUCGGACGAAUUUGAAGACUUCCAUGGCAAUGCUUAUGUCAGCCUGGCCAUAAUCUAUGCCGUGUUUGCGACCUGCAACUGGUUAACACCAUCCUACAUUUCCGUGACAGGGCCACGGGUGGCGAUAUUUACGGGUGCUAGUUGUUAUGUCCUAUUCAUCGCUUCGUUUUUCUGGCCGCACGAUGCCCUGCUGUACAGCAUGUCCGCUAUUGUCGGGAUCGGCGCCGCUCUGAUGUGGACCGGUCAUGGACAAUACCUGACAGAAAACAGUGAUAAUGAGACCAUAUCGCGGAACGCCGGUAUAUUUUGGGCGAUUUUCCAGACAUCGCAGUUCGCUGGCAAUUUGUUCGUUUUCUUCAUCUUCACGAAGCCCAAAAUUGACAAGGAGCAACGGACAAUCGUAUUCAGUGUGCUAACUGGCCUCGCGGUAGUCGGUACCGGGGUGCUGCUCGUACUGAGAAGAUCGCCACCGAAGUUGUUGCUGGGUGAAGCCGAGGGGGUGUCUAACGCCGAUAAAGAACUACGCCUGCCGGAACCAAGGCGUGAGAAACCAUUACUGGCCGCAUGGAAUGCCUUCGUGGAUGCAAUUAGGCUUUUCCUCACGUCGAAUAUGAUGCUUCUAUCAUUGACGUUCAUCUAUACAGGUCUUGAGCUUACCUUCUAUUCCGGUGUGUACUCUAAUAGCAUUGGCUUCGUGAAGGCAUUGGGUGAGGAUCGCAAGAAAUUGGUGGGACUAUCCGGUAUCUUUAUUGGUGUCGGCGAGGUCGUAGGCGGCGCGAUCUUCGGUAUUCUCGCGUCCAAGAUAUCCCGUAAGUGUGGUGGCUGGCCAGUGAUACUCACCGGUCUGAUCGUGCAUCUAUUCGCCUUCAUCAGCAUCUUCCUGAAUCUACCAAACGAUGCGUCAGUCACGGAUACAGACAACAUGGGCUACAUUGAGACGUCGGAGAUCCUCGCAUUGGCAGGCAGUCUUGCCCUCGGUUUCGGCGACGCUUGCUAUAACACUCAGGUCUACUCGCUACUGGGCGUCCUGUUCGCCAACGAGAGCGCGUCGGCCUUCGCUCUCUUUAAAUUCUGCCAAUCUAUCGCAGCGGCCAUUAGCUUCUCGUACAGCACUAAGGCGGGAUUGCAUGUACAACUCGCGGUGCUACUCGUGGCUAUAUUCAUCGGUACGGGAGCCUUCUGUUACGUCGAAUACAAAGUUAAAAAAUCGAAGAAUGAAUCCCCACAGGAAAUUGAUCCAGCGUUGGUCGACGCCACAAGCGGUGAAGAUUGAUAAGGCUAGUUAAAUGCAAAUUCUUUAGGUUGCAAAGAUAUAUAGUUCGAAUGCGAAUGAAGUGCGUGAAAGCUUUCGAGAAAUAACAUCGUGGAACAUAGGAAACUACGUUAAAAGUAAAGCAAUUCGCAGUAGCUCGAACGAGCGUUAACGCAUAUUAUUUUAGUAUGUUAAUGAUAAGAUUGAUAAGAUAUUCUUGUAAAUAUAAGUAUUAGAUGAUGAAUCCUUCUAUAAUUAAAGACUCUUUACAUUAGCAUAUCUCAAA